Microdochium trichocladiopsis is the source of this 4051-nucleotide messenger RNA. RefSeq lists its product as uncharacterized. The record is from RefSeq and is a predicted model, not a curated record. The transcript has 2 exons. The coding region runs from base 178 to 3792 and encodes 1204 amino acids. Gene Ontology annotation, biological process: carbohydrate metabolic process; protein phosphorylation. Gene Ontology annotation, molecular function: ATP binding; protein kinase activity. Lineage: Eukaryota; Fungi; Ascomycota; Sordariomycetes; Xylariales; Microdochiaceae.
CACAAUAUUUCAUUGUUGAACCCGUUUGUCAAUGUCAGCAAGGAAACAAUAGGGUCUGAGACUCCGCAAAAGCAUAUACACACUUCUUUGAGCCCGUCAUCCUUGCGGCUACCAGCAAACACGUCACCCUCUGCUGCCCAAAUACCUCAACUGCCAGCUCGCUUUCAAACUAUCAAGAUGUCGAACGGUGGGACUCUGACUCUCCCGUCUCCGACGCAUGGACAUCACCAUCAUGUCGAUGUGUCUGCUGGCCUACGAUCUCUGAGGCGGUCACUAUCACGUUCGCCAUCCAAAUUCUCGUUGGUCAGGACCACGUCUCAGAGCAGCUCUGACGCUGGUUCUUCACCAUCAUCACCAUCGUGUCGUCGCGCACAGUCACAGUACUUUGCUCAUUCUUCACAAAACAGCGCGCCACAAUCUAUACAUGGCCAGUCACCCCUGGCUACCCCCUUCAAACCAAGUGUCAAGCUGUCGCUCAGGUCAGCUAAGUCCGCUUCGCGGAGUCCAGUAUCGGCAUCUGGGUCCAAAUCCAUUACGAGGCAGAGAGCUUCACCCAAAAGCCCUCCUCGCCGCGCUCUACAUGCCGCCAUGAACUCUGGCAACCUCAACCCUCGGUCUACCACACCAGAGUCGUCGCCUCCCGGCCAAGAAAACACAAACAUACUGGGCGCACGAAGCCCCGUGCCACGGAAGAGUUCUGAUAAGGUCGCGAACCGGCACAGCGUACAUCUAGAUGUUACUGGGACAUCACAGCUCGCCAAAUCACGCUACUCAGACGCGGGCGUUACCAGUAACCCGAGCGUGUUGGCCAGCCCUUUGAAGCGGAGCGACGCAAUCAUGUCACUGGACCAGGUGGCUUCAGGCAGUCCCAAGGCGAAGCGGCGCAGCUAUGGCCCUUCUAACUUUGCUGCGGACUUCAACGUCUUUGAUCAUACGCCAUCAUCGCCGAAGCCCGAAUCUCCUGAAAGUUCCACAACUGAGCAGGAUUGGCCCAUGGCUGGGCUCUUCCCAACCAUGAGCUCAAUGGAGUCUGUGUUCCCACCCACACCAUCUGCGAUUCCUCGGCGAGCAGGUUCCUUGAGGAAGUCGACAUUACAGCAACGCCACAGUAGCGAGCGUACGUCCUGGGGCAAGCGCCAGGCUGCCCAGGCCCUGGCCCAAGCGAUGGCUCAGGCCUCAAAUGAGGCUACUUCGCCUGCAUCGAAGAACCGGCCGCGACUUUCUCUAGACCACUUUAUGCCUCCUCCGGCUCGGGAGAGCCCAUUUAUGCAGAUGCCUCUCCCAAACCCUUCGGUUCAUCCCUUGAGAGACCAGCACCAGCCACACCCUCUGUCGCGGACCAUGACGACCUCAUCAUCAAACUCGAGUAUAGGAGAUGAUUCGCCCACGCACUUCCCUAUCCAGAUCGCCGAAAAGCCUAGAGCACCAAUGAACUGGUCCAAGAGCUUGCCUAUAGGGGCCGUACCACCCCGGAGAGAGGGCAAGGCGACGGCCAGCAUAUCUACGCCGGAUUACAAACAUGCAAGACCAUUUGAAGGUGCCUUUGCUUCGACAGGUCUCAUCUCAAAGAUGAACCGAAACCCAGAGCUUGGUCCUUCCACGGGUCGGAAUGGCGUCGGCGCCAUCAUGCCAGACACGCCAUGCAAGAAGCAGGUUAGCGGUUUCGCGACUUAUCCACCACCCCCUCCACCAGGAAGCUCAAAGGGUCGAGGUCGUCACAUUCGCUAUACCUUCGGAGAACCUGCAACUCCGUUCAAUCCUCUAUCAGCCACCAAAUCCCAACACACGUUUGGAGAAAGUCAAAGACCAGCGUUGUUCAAUGGUUUCGGAAGACAGCAUUCACGGAAGGGCAGUCUCCUCAGUCUAUACAGUGACGAUGGUGCUGUUGGAGGCCCUGGGGCGAGCCCCCUCGGAAAGAGCAUUGAUAACCUAGCGGCUCUGGACACCGACAUUCCCCCCACGCCGACGAAGUCUCAGGUUGAGACAGACAGCAUGAGCAGCUUCUGUGAACUAUCAAAUGAGAGUCCUACUACGAACCGUCAUCUACCCGCACCUGUUUCCGCUAUUGGCUCUGGGAGGAUAUGGCAGCACGACGCCAAUAACAACUGUAAGUUGACAAGGAGCAAACUGCCUGAGAGCGAUGUUGUGCUCGACCGGAUGCACACCAAUCUUCAGGACGGCGAGACUGGUCGGAUUGGUGGUGCUCGAGGAGUAACUCCUUCGAUCGCCGUGAACUCAUCUUUCAGUCAAGCUCGCUCCAAGAGGGGAUCAUUCCCAAAGCCAGCACCGCUCAGGACGAUAGAUCUGAGACUUCCCUCCUCUUUCACUAUUGCAGAACUCCGUACUAAGACAAGCUCGCUCAAAUUAGCAAGUCCUCUGGACCGCAUCGACUUUGCCGACAGCGUUACGCCGCACACUCCUCAAGAGAGUGUCGUGCCCCCGGACGCCAGCCGGUUGUCCAUUUCUAAUCCUACAGAGGGCUUUUUCUUCCCGCCGAGCCGGGAGAAGAAGUCGAUUUUCCCCCCAGCCACGCCCACGACUCGUCAUGGCACUUUCAGCGUACCACAAGAACGCCGAGCCAUUACUCCAGUCAAUGGAGCUGGCUCUGGUGAGGUCGAUGAGAGUCUUUUGUCGCGAUUUGGCAAGGUUGAAUAUAUCGGCAAGGGCGAAUUUUCCCAGGUCUGGAAGGUAGCCGAAUUCUCUCAUACAUUGCAACCAACCACUGUGCAGCGUGGGUUUUUCAGCACUCCUACUCACCGAACGCCUGCCGGACCAGCUCCCGACAAGGUCUUCGCUGUCAAGAAGUUGACGCUCCCGAUUCAAGGCGAGAAUGAUCGCAGCAUGCGCAUGCGGGAAGUCUCUAUUCUCAAGUCCUUGAAGGGUUGUGAUCACAUUUUGCAACUUAUUGACAGUUGGGAAGAGAAGAGCUGCUUGUACAUUCAGACUGAGUACUGUGAAGAGGGCACUUUGGACACUUUCCUCGCCGCCAAUGGCCUGAUGGGCCGGCUCGAUGAUUUCAGGAUCUGGAAGAUCAUGCUUGAAAUCGGCCAGGGCUUAUCACACAUUCACGGACAGGGUUUCAUCCAUCUUGAUCUCAAGCCAGCGAAUAUUCUCAUCAACUUUGAGGGCACUCUCAAAAUCGGCGACUUUGGCCUUGCCACCUCGCUCCCAGCCUGUAAAGGACCAGAUCUAGAAGGGGACCGAGAGUAUCUGGCGCCGGAGGCUCUUCGCUCAGACAUUGACAAGCCCGCCGACAUCUUUUCCUUCGGCUUGAUAAUGCUCGAGAUUGCCGCGAAUGUCAAGCUCCCUGACAACGGCGCGACCUGGACGGCAUUACGUGAGGGAGAUUUCUCAGAAGUCCCAACAUUGACCCAGGACGCAAGUGCUAUCGUCCGGGAUGCAACUGGUAUGCCUGUGGACGAACUCGAAACCAACAACAGCCUGGCCACCGGGGAGCCUCGGCCCAGCAUCAAACGCCAUGGAUACAACUUCCGUCGAAACUCCAGACACACUGGCGACAUUUUUGGACUGGCCAAGAAGAACGAGCUCCAAGAACCUCCGGCAUUCAUGAAGGACCCUACGCAUAGCAACUCAUUGGAUGUUGUGGUCAAGUCCAUGCUGGCGGCUGAGCCUAUGUGUCGCCCAGGGAUUUCGGACAUCCUCGGACUUGACGCGUUCCGUUGGAUCGCCUCCCGCCAACGCGCCUCAGCUACGGUAUUCGAGGGCAAUUGGGGUCCCGCGGACGAGAUCGUCGAGCCUCAGUGCCUGGACACGGAGAUGACAGAUGUCUGAAGUGCCCAACAAAUGGCGCGAUUAUGCCCACAACAAACCCGAUCACACAUGGUUGUGGUCUCCACGCUGGUGCGGCGUCCUAUGGCCGCUCAGCAACGCCGGCCCAACAAACAAACGGAAAUGCAGCAGCUAAGAGCCUCCAGCGAGAAGCUUGUUGGCUACAGCAAUACCGCCCAUUCUUUUCAAUUUUCUUUUGUUUAUACGAACCAGCGAAACCAAUACAAGAGAAUGACUCAGCCUUGAAUCAAGGGCAUGGUCA